This is a messenger RNA of Helianthus annuus (common sunflower), 615 nucleotides long. RefSeq lists its product as uncharacterized. The transcript has a single exon. The record is from RefSeq and is a predicted model, not a curated record. Lineage: Eukaryota; Viridiplantae; Streptophyta; Magnoliopsida; Asterales; Asteraceae. Bases 1 to 615 code for a protein of 204 amino acids.
AUGGAAGAACACUAUGGUAAAUUCCUCGAGCUUUUUAAGCAACUUCAUAUAAAUUUAACUUUUGUCGAGGCACUUGCUCAAAUGCCUAAGUAUGCCAAGUUUCUGAAGGAUAUCCUAUCCAACAAAAAGAAACUUGAGGAGCUUUCGCAGGUGACCUUGAAUGAGGAGUGUUCAGCAGUUCUUCAGAACAAACUACCGAAGAAGAUGAAUGAUCCUGGGAGUUUCACUAUCCCGUGUUUGAUCGGUAGUUUGUCGGUCAGUGAUGCUUUAGCUGUUCUUGGAGCUAGCAUAAACCUCAUGCCAUACACGGUUUUUGCUAAGCUAGACUUGGGAGAGCCCAAGCCGACUCGUAUGAGCAUUCAGCUAGCCGACAGUUCAGUGAAGUAUCCUCGAGGCAUAGUUGAGAAUAUGCUGGUGAAAAUUGACAAGUUUGUCUUUCCUGUCGAUUUCGUGAUUCUGGACAUGGAUGAGGAUAAAAACGUUCCACUUAUCUUAGGUCGCCCGUUCCUAGCCACUGCGAGGGCCUUGAUUGAUGUCUGCACCGGUAGACUUACUCUUAGGGUUGAUGACGAGGAGGUUACCUUUGAUAUAGGGAAAUCCAUGCAACACUCAUAG